GAAGCUAAAGAGAAAAAAAUAUUAUCACUGUGUCCAAACACUCCUUAUAGGCUCCAGCCUAAAACCCUCUUCCCUCCAUCUCUUCAAAAACCACCACUCUUUGGAGGGAGAUAUCAUCUCACAAAACCGCCGCCGGAUAACCACCACCGCUGCAUCCAUGGCGUCUUCCGUCAAUCGUCCUACCGAUCUUGAAUUGGCUCAGGUAGCGGCCAUCCUCGGUUCCGACAACUCACAAUUCGAAACCCUAAUCUCCCACCUCAUGUCCGCCGCCAACGACCAGCGUUCACAAGCCGAAACCCUAUUCAACAUAUGCAAACAGAAUCAUCCAGAUACCCUCGUCCUUAAGCUUUCUCAACUCCUCCAUUCUUCACCUCAUGCCGAAGCUCGUGCUAUGUCUGCCGUUCUUUUGCGCCGCAUCCUCACCAUCGCUUCCGAUGAGUCUCAAUCGCAAACUCUGUACCCUUCUCUUUCGCCUACCACCCAAUUAACCCUGAAAUCAACCUUGCUUGAGUCCGUUACUAGAGAAUCAUCUAAAUCUAUAUCCAAAAAGCUAUGUGACACUGUUUCCGAGCUUGCAUCGUUGGUUUUGCCUGAAAAUGGAUGGCCGGAGCUUUUACCUUUCAUGUUUCAGUGUGUUACAUCUGGAAAUCUUAGGCAUAGAGAGAGUGCUUUGUUGAUUUUUGCACAAUUAGCUCAAUACAUUGGAGAUACACUUGUGCCUUAUCUAGACACUUUACAUGCUGUUUUUCUAGGAUGUUUAGGUACAGGGACAGAUCCCGAUGUAAGAAUUGCAGCCUUAAGUGCUUCAAUCAAUUUCAUUCAGGCUCUAGAGGAAGCCUCAGAUAGGGACAAACUCCAUGAUUUGUUGCCUUUAAUGAUGCAAACAUUAACAGAAGCAUUGAACUCAGGGGAGGAGUCCACUGCACAGGAGGCUAUAGAGUUGCUAAUUGAAUUAGCAGGUACAGAACCCAGGUUUUUAAGGAAACAAAUAGCCGAAGUUGUGGGUGCAAUGUUGCAAAUUGCAGAGGCUGAAACUCUAGAAGAGGGAACUAAGCAUUUGGCAGUUGAGUUUGUGAUUACUUUGGCUGAAGCUAGGGAGAGGGCACCAGGGAUGAUUAGGAAGUUGCCACAGUUCAUUAAGAGAUUGUUUGAGAUACUGAUGAAGAUGCUAUUGGAUGUUGAAGAUGACCCUGCUUGGCAUAGCGCUGAGGUUGAACAUGAGGAUGCAGGGGAGUCUAGCAAUUACAGCGUUGGUCAAGAAUGCUUGGAUAGACUUUCAAUGUCUUUGGGUGGAAAUACCAUUGUUCCUGUUGUCUCUGAGAUUUUGCCAGCUUAUUUAGCUGCUCCAGAGUGGCAGAAACACCACGCUGCACUCAUUGCAUUAGCUCAAAUCGCAGAAGGGUGUUCAAAGGUCAUGACAAAGACCUUAGAGCAAGUUGUGUCAAUGGUGUUGAACUCAUUUCAAGAUCCUCACCCUCGUGUUAGAUGGGCAGCCAUCAAUGCAAUUGGUCAACUGUCAACAGACUUGGGCCCAGACUUGCAAAACCAAUAUCAUCAUCUUGUUCUUCCAGCACUAGCUUCAGCAAUGGAUGAUUUCCAUAAUCCACGAGUUCAGGCACAUGCUGCUUCAGCAGUUCUCAACUUCAGUGAAAAUUGUACAUCAGAGCUUCUACAACCUUACUUAGAUGGGAUUGUGGGGAAAUUACUUGUACUUUUACAGAAUCCAAAGCAAAUGGUGCAAGAGGGAGCUUUGACUGCUUUGGCAUCUGUUGCUGACUCAUCUCAGGAGCAUUUUCAAAAGUAUUAUGAUGCAGUUAUGCCAUACUUGAAAGCUAUACUCAUGAAUGCAACUGAUAAAGCUAAUCGUAUGCUUCGUGCCAAAUCCAUGGAGUGUAUUAGUUUGGUUGGAAUGGCUGUUGGAAAAGAUAAGUUCAAAGAUGAUGCUAAACAGGUUAUGGAUGUCCUUAUGUCACUUCAAGGUUCCCAAUUGGAGACAGAUGAUCCAACAAUAAGCUACAUGUUACAAGCAUGGGCAAGACUCUGCAAGUGUCUAGGGCAAGAUUUUCUCCCUUACAUGAAUGUUGUGAUGCCACCAUUGCUUCAUUCUGCUCAACUUAAACCAGAUGUUACAAUUACUUCUGCUGAUGAUUCAGAUGAUGAUAUUGAUGAGUCUGAUGAUGAAAGCAUUGAGACUAUUACACUUGGAGAUAAGAGAAUAGGGAUCAAAACUAGUGUUCUUGAGGAGAAAGCUACAGCAUGCAACAUGCUAUGUUGCUAUGCUGAUGAAUUAAAAGAAGGGUUUUUCCCAUGGAUUGAUCAGGUUGCACCAACAUUAGUACCACUUCUUAAAUUCUAUUUCCAUGAGGAAGUUAGGAAGGCUGCAGUUUCAGCUAUGCCUGAGCUUAUUCGAUCAGCAAAACUAGCUGUUGAAAAGGGGCAAUCUCAGGGUCGCAAUGAGUCAUAUGUAAAACAGCUGUCAGACUAUAUCAUACCAGCUUUAGUAGAGGCUCUUCACAAGGAACCUGAGACUGAGAUUUGCUCGAGUAUGAUUGAUUCAAUCAAGGAGUGUGUACAAAUCUGUGGGCCCCUUUUAGAUGAAAAUCAAGUUAGAAGCAUUGUUGAAGAGAUCAAACAGGUGAUCACCGCCAGCUCAGCAAGAAGAAAUGAAAGGGGUGAAAGAGUCAAAGCAGAGGACUUUGAUGCAGAAGAAGGGGAAAUGUUGAAAGAAGAAAACGAGCAAGAGGAAGAACUUUUUGAUCAAAUUGGUGAUUGUUUGGGUACUCUACUCAAGACUUUCAAGGCCCCAUUUCUGCCUCUUUUUGAUGAACUUUUGCCUUACUUGAUGCCAUUCUGGGGCAAGGAUAGGACCUCAGAGGAGAAGAGAAUAGCUAUUUGCAUAUUUGAUGACGUGGCAGAGCAUUGUGGAGAUGCAGCUCUAAAAUAUUAUGAAGCUUUUCUACCAUUGGUGUUGGAGGCAUGCAAUGACACAAGCACAGAUGUUCGCCAGGCUGCAGUUUAUGGUGUUGGAAUUUGUGCAGAGUUUGGUGGAGCUGCAUUCAGACCUUUUGUUAAUGAGGCUCUUUCAAGAUUAGAUGGUGUGAUAAGAAGGCCAGAUGCAUUACAUGCAGAUAAUGUAAUGGCAUAUGACAAUGCAGUUUCAGCUCUUGGCAAAAUAUGCCAAUUCCAUCGUGAUUCCAUCAAUGCUGCUCAGAUUGUUCCAGCAUGGCUAAACUGCUUGCCACUAAAAGGCGAUUUAAUCGAGGCGAAAGUGGUCCACAAUCAGCUUUGCUCAAUGGUGGAAAGGUCUGAUGGGGAAUUAUUAGGCCUUAACCAUCAGUAUCUUCCGAAAAUAGUCUCCGUCUUUGCAGAUGUUUUAUCUGCUGGGAAAGAUUUGGCAUCUGAAGAAACGGUUGGGCGAAUGAUUAAUCUGUUAAGAACACUUCCACCUUCUGCUUUGGCUUCAACUUUUUCGUCUUUACAACCUCAACAACAGCUUGCUCUUCAAUCUGUUCUUUCAUCUUAAGUCUUAAAUAAAAGGUUUUUGUAUGAUUUUGGUAAGUGUGCAUUAUUUGUUUUUUUUUUUUAUUUAUGAUUCAUUUUUGCAUGCAUUUGGUGUUGAAAGUGAGAGAAAUAGGUCUAGGGAAUGAAUUUUGCAUAUAUCGAUACUACAAUCGUUUUUGUUUAUUUUGUCAUGAGAGAGAUAAAAGUUUUGUAUUGGUUUUGCAUAUUGAGAUUGAGAUUGUGACUUAUAUUUAAGGAUUUUGAAAUUUUGUGGUUGUUGGUGAAUUUUGGUGGUUUUAUAUUGUUUUGAUCGUUGAUGUGAUGUUGCCC
Messenger RNA from Lactuca virosa, 3831 nucleotides. The record is from the annotation of a GenBank genome assembly. NCBI's taxonomy places the organism in Eukaryota, Viridiplantae, Streptophyta, Magnoliopsida, Asterales, Asteraceae.